ACAGUUGCCCCGGUGAGGGAAACGGAGGCGCCAUAGCCACGGUAGUCGUGGCGACCAAGCAACCCGGCAACGCGAGUCAACAACAACAACUGCCCGGCCGACCCCCACCCCCACCCCCCCGGUCUGGCCCGGGGACCCUGGCACGUCCCGUCCCACUCCCAACAUCUCCUCCAAGACCUCUGGAAAGCCCUUCUGUGGACAGAAGUGGGGAGAAGCCGAGGAAUAAAAAAAAAAAGCCUUAUUAUUACCAUUUUCCCCACUGUUGGCAUGGCAACACAGGCAUACGUUACGGAGCUACAGGCAGCCCCACAACCCUCCCAGCCACCACAGGCCCCGCCACAGGCUCAGCCCCAGCCACCGCCACCACCAUCAGUGGCACCCCAGCCCCCCCAACCCCCCGCCACCGCCACCACCCCCCAGCCUCAGUAUGUCACCGAGCUGCAGAGCCCCCAGCCCCAGGCGCAGCCACCAGGAAGCCAGAAGCAGUUUGUGACGGAGCUCCCAGCUGCCCCCACGCCCUCACAGCCGGCUGGCACACCCGCCCCGUCCCCAGUGUCCCAGCAGUACAUCGUGGUCACCGUGUCGGAAGGUGCCAUGCGGGCCAGUGAGACUGUGUCGGAGGCCAGUCCGGGCUCCACAGCCAGCCAGACCGGAGUCCCCACUCAGGUGGUUCAGCAGGUGCAAGGCACCCAGCAGCGACUGCUGGUCCAGACGAGUGUGCAGGCAAAACCGGGCCAUGUGUCACCCCUCCAGCUCACCAACAUCCCCGUGCCCCAGCAGGCUCUCCCUACGCAGCGGCUGGUGGUGCAGAGCACAGCCCCAGGUGGCAAGGGCAGCCAGGUCUCCCUGACCGUGCAUGGCACCCAGCAGGUGCACUCACCCCCUGAGCGGUCGCCGGUGCAGGCCAACAGCAGCUCCAACAAGACAGCUGGGGCCCCCACAGUGCCACAGCAGCUGCAGGUCCACGGCGUCCAGCAGAGUGUCCCCGUCACUCAAGAGAGGUCUGUGGUCCAGGCCACUCCACCAGCACCCAAAGCCAGCCCUGUGCAGCAGCUCACGGUGCAGGGGCUCCAGCCAGUCCACGUGGCUCAAGAGGUGCAGCAGCUCCAGCAGGUGCCUGUUCCACAUGUGUACUCCAGUCAAGUGCAGUAUGUGGAGGGCGGGGACGCCAGCUAUACGGCCAGUGCCAUCCGCUCCAGCACCUACUCCUACCCUGAGACGCCGCUGUACACGCAGACCGCGGGCACCAGCUACUACGAGGCGGCGGGCACAGCUGCCCAGGUCAGCACGCCCGCCACCUCCCAGGCAGUGGCCAGCAGCGGCUCUGUGUCCAUGUACGUGUCUGGCAGCCAGGUUGUCGCCAGCCCCACCAGCAGCGGGGGAGGGGCCAGCAACAGCAGCAGCGGCGGCAGUGGUGGCAGUGGCAAUGGCGGUGGGGGUGGUGGUGGUGGCAGCAGCGGCAGCGGCAGUGGAGCAGGCACCUACGUGAUCCAAGGUGGCUACAUGCUGGGCAGUGCCAGCCAGUCUUACUCCCACACCACCCGUGCCUCACCAGCCACGGUCCAGUGGCUCCUAGACAACUACGAGACGGCUGAGGGUGUGAGCCUGCCCCGGAGCACCCUCUACUGCCACUACCUGCUACACUGCCAGGAGCAGAAGCUGGAGCCCGUCAACGCCGCCUCCUUUGGCAAACUCAUCCGCUCUGUCUUCAUGGGCUUGCGCACCCGCCGUCUGGGCACCAGGGGCAACUCCAAGUACCACUACUAUGGCCUACGCAUCAAGGCCAGCUCUCCCCUGCUGCGGCUGAUGGAGGACCAGCAGCACAUGGCCAUGCGGGGCCAGCCCUUCUCACAAAAGCAGAGGCUCAAGCCCAUCCAGAAGAUGGAGGGCAUGACCAACGGUGUGGCCGUGGGGCCGCAACAGGCCACCGGGCUGUCAGACAUCAGCGCCCAGGUCCAGCAGUACCAGCAGUUCCUGGAUGCCUCAAGGAGCCUCCCUGACUUCUCAGAGCUUGACCUCCAGGGCAAAGUGCUACCUGAGGGCAUCGAGCCCGGGGACAUCAAGGCUUUCCAGGUCCUGUACCGGGAACACUGUGAGGCCAUCGUUGAUGUCAUGGUGAACCUGCAGUUCACACUGGUGGAGACGCUAUGGAAAACCUUCUGGAGGUACAACCUCAGCCAGCCCAGUGAGGUGCCACCACUGGCCGUGCACGAUGAGGCUGAGAAGCGCCUGCCCAAGGCCAGCCUGGUGCUGCUGUCCAAAUUUGAGCCUGUGCUGCAGUGGACCAAGCACUGUGACAACGUGCUGUACCAGGGCCUGGUGGAGAUCCUUAUCCCCGACGUGCUGCGGCCCAUCCCCAGUGCCUUGACCCAAGCAAUCCGGAACUUUGCCAAGAGCCUGGAGAGCUGGCUUACCCAUGCCAUGGUGAACAUCCCAGAGGAGAUGCUGAGGGUGAAGGUGGCAGCCGCCGGCGCCUUCGCACAGACGCUGCGGCGCUACACGUCGCUCAAUCACUUGGCGCAGGCUGCGCGCGCUGUGCUGCAGAACACGGCACAAAUCAACCAGAUGCUGAGUGACCUCAACCGCGUGGACUUCGCCAACGUACAGGAGCAGGCCUCGUGGGUGUGCCGCUGCGAGGACCGCGUGGUGCAGCGGCUGGAGCAGGACUUCAAGGUGACGCUGCAGCAGCAGAACUCACUGGAGCAGUGGGCAGCCUGGCUGGACGGCGUCGUGAGCCAGGUGCUCAAGCCCUACCAGGGCAGCGCCGGCUUCCCUAAAGCCGCCAAGCUCUUCCUCCUCAAGUGGUCCUUCUACAGCUCCAUGGUGAUAAGGGACCUGACCCUGCGCAGCGCGGCCAGUUUCGGCUCCUUCCACCUCAUCCGGCUGCUCUACGAUGAGUACAUGUACUACCUGAUCGAGCACCGCGUGGCCCAGGCCAAGGGCGAGACCCCCAUCGCUGUUAUGGGCGAGUUCGCCAACCUGACCACCUCGCUGAACCCCCUGGACCCAGACAAAGAUGAGGAGGAGGAAGAGGAGGAGGAGAGCGAGGACGAGCUGCCGCAGGACAUCUCGCUGGCUACUGGCGGCGAGUCGCCUGCUCUCGGCCCCGAAGCCCUGGAGCCGCCGGCCAAGUUGGCGCGGACGGACGCGCGCGGCCUCUUCGUACAGGCGCUGCCCUCCAGCUAAGCCAGCGACCUGCCCCUUCCUGCCCCCCCCCCCCCCCCCCGCCCCCGUCCACGCCAGGGUCCUUCACAGCUUCUGUGGCUUCGCUGUCCGCCCUCCAGACUCGGCCAGGUCCAGGAGGGGCCCUCUGAGACAGAGAAUGCAAGGGGGGGGGUCCCUGCCCCUAAUGGGGCCGGCACAAUCACAGGGGCGGGCGAAGCCGCAGCUGCAAACUCUGACACAAAAGACGUGCCUUAAGGAACCCGCCGCUGUGCCCAGGUGCCCCUUGGGGCAGCCAGUCGGCCCCUUGGCCCCGAAGGCCGCAGCCUCUCCCUCCCCCAACCCGCCGUCCCGCCACCCCUAGGGGGCAGGCAGGCAGGCCCCCUUCCCUGCGGAACUGUUAACUUAUUCAGCUCGCUGGCUUUGCACAGCCUGUCCCGGGCCCAGCCCUGAGCCCCGGGUGGGCCCAGGUGGGCAUCACCUAGGGACCCCCCCACUGUCAGCAGUAGCCCUGGGACCCCUCCCCCAACAACCCCACCGCCCCCCCCCUUGGUAUAAGUGCAAUUAAAGUCGUGGGUGUCGCAUCUUCUCCAGAGCUAGGCCCUCCCUUGCCCCGCAGCCCUAGAGGGGGUACUGCCCGGAGCUGCUUGGCUUUGAAGGGAGGGUGGCAGGGGGCACUGCCUCCAGCUUCCAAAGAGCAGCGGGCUGGGCCGGGUGCUGGAGCCCACAGGGGCCUGCUGCCGGCAGUGGAGCUCCGCUCACUCAGAUCCAAGACCCCUGAGCCCCCCUCCCGCCACUGGUUUGUAAUGGAACCUCCGUGCUUCUCCGUGCUGUGCGCCCCCCACCCCCAUGACUAUUGUGUGAUUCGUGAGCGCCGCCUGAGCGGAGUCGGUAACUUGUUGGGUUUUUUUCCAACCAUCAUGGCCUUAUCUGUUCUGGUUUUCUCAGUGUUUCAACCUGUGAGAUAGAUGUUUAUGGCAAAAAGGAAAAAAAAAGAAAAAAAACCUGACCUAUUGUAUAAAAAUCACUAUUUUGUGUGCUCCGCGUGCUGCAGGCUUUUGGGGUGGCCCUCCCACUCCCCUCCAUGUCCUCGGGCCUCCCCUCCCAGCGGUGAAAGUGUCCCCGCGUGUGGUAGUCUAGUGUGCUGAGCCGUUUUCUACCUUUUUGUAGUCUUUCUUAAAACAAUAAAUUCUGCUGUGAUA
Molecule: messenger RNA, 4364 nt
Organism: Rhinolophus ferrumequinum (greater horseshoe bat)
Lineage: Eukaryota; Metazoa; Chordata; Mammalia; Chiroptera; Rhinolophidae
Gene: RFX1
Product: regulatory factor X1
Exons: 21
Coding region: 268-3186 (972 amino acids)
Biological process (GO): regulation of transcription by RNA polymerase II
Cellular component (GO): nucleus
Molecular function (GO): DNA-binding transcription factor activity, RNA polymerase II-specific; RNA polymerase II cis-regulatory region sequence-specific DNA binding
Source: RefSeq, a predicted model, not a curated record